AUGGGCUCUCACGAGAAUAGUGAGGACAUUAUCGGGCGAAAGGUUGAUCGAUGUAUUUCAGAUGUGCUAAUUAAAACAGGAGCUGGGCUUUCCGUUGGUAUAAUCGUCUCUGUCCUGUUUGCUCGACGUCGGCUUUGGCCUCUGAUUUUCGGAACCGGAUUUGGAAUUGGUAUGGGGGUUUCAAACUGCAACAGUGAAUUCAAGCAACCGCUACCCUUGCAAUCUCAUAUUAUCAAAGCUCAGAAGAAAUCAGACUGA
This is a messenger RNA of Hydatigera taeniaeformis, 258 nucleotides long. The record is from the annotation of a GenBank genome assembly. NCBI's taxonomy places the organism in Eukaryota, Metazoa, Platyhelminthes, Cestoda, Cyclophyllidea, Taeniidae.